Molecule: messenger RNA, 1658 nt
Organism: Pseudo-nitzschia multistriata
Lineage: Eukaryota; Bacillariophyta; Bacillariophyceae; Bacillariales; Bacillariaceae
Source: the annotation of a GenBank genome assembly
UUCUGCCAUCCACCGAACAAAUAGGUGAAUACCGCAUAUCCACCCCGCUACAAUCGCAUUCCAUGCUCACUGCACCGCGGAAGAUUGAAACUGCAUUUCGACCGAUCGCAAUUCCCGAUUUGAGGUUUCUUUGUUGYUAUGGUAGCAAAUAGCACUCCUCGCCACCAUGUGAAUCUGAACGAUCGAGAAGCGCGAGAGAUUCUCGACGCGAUGGAGGUCGAUGUCGUGGAAGCAUCGAGCAGAAGAGAGGAAAGCRUGGCGCACGCAAUGGAUGCAUUUUCUUCCUUUGUCCUGUACGAAGAAAGAGAAGAGUGCAAGCAAAUCCUUGAGCGGCACAUGGGAGGAGCCGUUGGCGCGCUACAGGGAGGAAACGACGACGAGGAGAUCUACCGCGUGCUCAUCAACAACGACGAAGACGGGGCAUGCUGCGAGCUGCUGCGUAUGUUCCGAGCUAGAAGCAGGGAAGGCAAGAAGCUCGCUCCCUUGCUGACCCCCGAACGGUUCGAAGAAUACAUGCUCGGGAUGUGCGAUAGGCGUUCGAUGUCCCGGUCGUGCAGAAAAUGCACCCGGGUGAACAACAUCAUGUUCAUCCUAACGUUCGGAACCACGAUUGGCCAAGUCAGGCAUAUCGAUAAGAUGAAUCCCAAUCUCCAAAUUUGUCUUUACAUGUCGACGGAUUGUCCGAGCACCAUASUAUAUUAUCUAGAAGAACCGGACGUCAUCAACGGAGAGCAAUUGGUGGAAUACUGGGAAGAGACCAAAUCUGUUCCCGACCUGAUCAAAACCAUGCUGCUACCCGAGCAAACAUCCAGAAGGUUAUUAGAGCAACACCACACCAAAUUCUUUUCGUUCUGGGGGAGCAUCGAUUCGGUUCUCUACACCUUUGGCAAGCUGUACCGGCCAGUCUCGUCAUCGGUGUSCUUUAGUGCCGAUCCAGGCACCACGCUGAUAGCCGGCGGCAAUGAGGUGCACGCGGGGCCUCCUACCACGGGACCCCGCAUGUUUGCCUUUGCCGUGGGGAUCCCGGGAGAAGAGGARGGUGCCGACUACAUCGAAGGCUCUGGCACGGAUGCCGAUUGGAAUGGCGGCGAUAACGAGGACAACGACGGGGAGAUCCAAUAUUGCCCGGCCCUCCUCCACACAGAUCUCGCUUGCAUCCUGUUUGCGACAAUGGACACCGAGUUUCCCGAUCGGAGCGAAGAGCACGACGAUGCAAAGCGAUUCCUUCUSGGAAUUUUGCGGGAACUCGUCGCCGACCAGCCGCAGGAAACCUACGAGCGCCUCCUUUCCGAUGAUCGCUCGGACCUGCGGGAUUGGCUGGGGAGAGUAGCCCGUGCGACACUUGAGGGAGAGACAUACGAGGUGAAUAAGCUUCUAGAGGUGGCUCUUGAGAGCGAUUCCAUUUUCUACCCACCGGAUAUAGGAGGAACCCGCACCGGGAAGAAAAACAAAAAAGAGAAGCGGCGUGCCAGAAGAAAGAAAAAGAACCUCGCCUAGGGCUACAAGGAGAGAACAAACCCAGGCCGUGAUCAACCGYUGAAAAUUCAUGUUGGAACUUUUUGCAAAACGAUUKUUUUCGGAUUGCAGUUUGGCGGACAGCAGGGGCGAAUUGUUGUAGCUAAUAGUUUGAAUUURAAAAAUAAAUAGAAACCGAAAGU